AUGUCAGUGACUCUUUUUCCUGGGGUAGCUGUUGUCACUGGUGCUGGCGGGACUGGAAUCGGAGCAGCAGUUGCUAGGGCAUUUGCGGCCGCAGGAUGCCAAAGGAUCGCAAUCACAGAUCUAAAUGGUUCAACCCUGCAGCGGACCCAGGAAGCCAUUAAUGCGGCUCACCCGGGCGUACAGAUAUUUGCCCAGGCCGGUAAUGUGGCCGACGACCACUUCGCCGAGUCAUUUAUUGGCGCAGUCGUCAAGAAAUUCGGUCGGGUGGACUACGCAGUUAACUGCGCCGGCAUACUCGGUCAAUCUUUACGUUCGGCCGAGACUGGUAUCGAGGAAUUCGACCGUGUGAAUGGCGUCAACUAUCGGGGCUGCUGGCUCUCUUCGCGAGCUGAGCUGAAACAGAUGGUCAAGCAGGAUGCGCUUUGCAGCCAUGAUCCCAAACGCCCCGCUCAGCGGGGCGCAGUGGUAAAUAUCGCCAGUCAGCUGGGCAUUGUGAGCCGACCAACUGCUCCGUCCUAUUGUGCAUCCAAGGCCGCUGUCAUUGGGAUGACCCGUGCCGAUGCAGUUGACUACUCCAAGGAUGGCAUUCGGGUGAACUGUGUCUGCCCGGGUGUUAUCGAAACCCCGAUGAUCAUGGAGAACCCUGCUGUCCGGGAGACCAUUACCCCCGCAGCGGAGAUAGCACCCAUGAAGAGGAUGGGCCAGCCUGCCGAAGUGGCAGAUGCGGCACUGUUCCUGUGUUCAACCCAAGCAUCUUUUGUCCAGGGCCAUGUGAUGGUGGUGGACGGGGGGUAUGUCACGGUAUAG
Penicillium alfredii is the source of this 807-nucleotide messenger RNA. Its product is annotated as SDR family NAD(P)-dependent oxidoreductase. Bases 1 to 807 code for a protein of 268 amino acids. The record is from RefSeq and is a predicted model, not a curated record. NCBI's taxonomy places the organism in Eukaryota, Fungi, Ascomycota, Eurotiomycetes, Eurotiales, Aspergillaceae. The transcript is spliced from 3 exons.